This is a messenger RNA of Engraulis encrasicolus (European anchovy), 4293 nucleotides long. RefSeq names its product collagen alpha-1(XXVIII) chain-like. Lineage: Eukaryota; Metazoa; Chordata; Actinopteri; Clupeiformes; Engraulidae. Gene Ontology annotation, molecular function: serine-type endopeptidase inhibitor activity. Bases 1 to 3501 code for a protein of 1166 amino acids. The record is from RefSeq and is a predicted model, not a curated record. The transcript has 37 exons.
AUGACUUUCAGGACGGCCCUGCUGCAGUACAGCAGCCGUUCGCUGACGGAGCAGACGUUUGCACAGUGGCAGGGUGUGGCACACUUCCGCACGCACAUCCGGGACAUCCCUUACAUCGGCCAGGGCACCUACGCCACCUACGCCAUCACCAACCUCACACACCUCUACCUCCAAGAGUCACCCACCACUGCCGUCAAGGUGACACUGCUGAUGACGGACGGCCUGUUCCACCCGCGGAACCCCGACAUCUUCUCGGCGGUGGCAGACGCCAAGAACCAGGGCGUGCGCUUCUUCAUGGUGGGCAUCACACCCGCCGCCAACGAGCCGUCAAACGUGCAGCGCCUGCGCAUGCUCGCCAGCUCCCCUUCCGACCGCUUCCUGCACAACCUGCAGGACAAGAACAUCCUGGACAAAGUCAUCAAGGAGAUCACGGAGUUGGCAGAGGAAGCGUGUCCUGUGGCUGCAGCUAACUGUGCGUGUGAGAGGGGAGAGAGAGGACCCCCCGGGCCUGCUGGGAAAAAGGGCCGACCAGGUGAUGACGGCAACCCAGGACUUAAAGGGCAGAAGGGAGAACUUGGAAUAGCUGGUCUUCCGGGUCGUUCUGGGGGUGAAGGCAAACCAGGAUACAAAGGAGAAAGGGGCGAGAGGGGAGAGUGUGGCACACCGGGCAUCAAAGGAGACAGAGGGCCUGAGGGGCCAGUUGGUAUUCGUGGAAGCAGAGGCCCCCAGGGUGUGGCUGGUCCCCAAGGUGACAUUGGCCCUGAGGGGCCCUCAGGGAAAAAAGGAGAGAGGGGACUUUCCGGCCCACCUGGCAUACAGGGUCUUCCAGGCGUUGGUCUUCCUGGUCCAAAGGGUGAUAUUGGCUUCCAAGGAAGACAGGGGCCUCCCGGUCCACAAGGUCUUGGAGAACCAGGGCCACCAGGGCCCCAAGGGCCACAGGGUGUGCAGGGGGAGAAGGGGCCCUUAGGAGAAGGCUUUCCUGGACCAAAGGGGGAACGUGGUCAAGACGGGCCAAGGGGUCCUAGAGGGGGACCUGGAAUCAGCCUCAAAGGAGAUAAGGGUGACUUUGGCGCACCGGGGCCUUCAGGUCCACUUGGUCCACCAGGAGCGGGAAUCCAAGGAGAGAAGGGGGCAGAGGGACCGAGGGGGCCUCCUGGACUUCGGGGACUACAAGGCGAGGGCUUCCCAGGACCAAAGGGAGACCAGGGGUUGCCAGGGGAGGUUGGAUCACCGGGGGAGAGAGGAGCAGGAGAACCUGGGCCUAAGGGUGAGCCGGGGUCAGCUGGGUUUGCUGGGGUGCCCGGUCUUCCAGGAGAGGAUGGGGCUCCGGGUCAGAAGGGAGAACCAGGGUUGCCAGGUUUUAGAGGAACUGAAGGGCCACCAGGAAUCGGCACUCAGGGAGAAAAGGGUGACCAAGGCCAGCGGGGUGUGAGGGGUUUGUCUGGGCCAUCUGGCAUUCCUGGACCUUCAGGGCCAAAGGGGGAGCCAGGUGCUUCUGGCCGCAUGGGCUUUCCAGGGCUGCCGGGGCGCUCUCUAGCUGGGCCGAAGGGUGACGUUGGCCCACCUGGUCCAUCUGGCCCGGUUGGGGAGACCGGCUAUGGACUUCCUGGUCCAAAAGGUGACCGUGGUGACUCUGGUCCUUCAGGUCCAUUCGGGCCCAAAGGGGAGGGCUAUCCUGGCCCACAGGGCGCUCCUGGUCUUCCUGGGCUUCCUGGAGAGCCCGGACCAGAAGGACUGGGCUUCCCUGGACCAAAGGGCGAUGUGGGCUUCAGGGGGUUGCCAGGUUCACCCGGACCACCAGGAGAAGGACUGCAGGGACCACCAGGUCCUCAGGGAAGACCAGGGCCUCAGGGGCCAACAGGGCCUCAAGGAAUCGGCCUGCAGGGGCCAAAGGGAGAGCCUGGAUCUCAGGGGGUGACAGGACCGAGGGGACCAACGGGAGAAGGCUUCCCAGGGGCCAAGGGUGAUCGGGGUUCCCAGGGCGAGAGAGGUCUGAAGGGGCUGAAGGGAGAUCUGGGAGACCCCGGAGUUCCAGGAGAAUCAGGAAGACAAGGGGUGAAAGGAGAAGCUGGCCUCACGAGGGAAGACGUCAUCCGACUGAUCAAGGAGAUUUGCGGCUGUGGCAUCAAGUGUAAGGAGGUGCCCAUGGAGCUGGUGUUUGUCAUCGACAGCUCGGAGAGCGUGGGCCCCGACAACUACAACAUCGUCAAGGAGUUUGUCAACACGCUGGUGGACCGCGUCACCAUUGGCCGAAAUGCCACACGCGUGGGACUGGUGCUCUACAGUCACGAGGCGAAGAUUCAGUUCAACCUGACGCGCUACAUGCACAAGCAGGAUGUCCAACAGGCUGUGAGGAACAUGCCCUACAUGGGAGAGGGCACACACACUGGCACCGCCAUACGCAUGGCCACACAGGCGUUCCACAGCGCGCGUAACGGCGUGCGGCGCGUGGCCCUGGUCAUCACGGAUGGCCAGACGGACAAGCGCGACCCGGUCAAGCUGGACAACGCGGUGCGGGAGGCGCACGCGGCCAACGUGGAGAUGUACGCCGUGGGCAUCGUCAACGCCAGCGACCCCACGCAGCAGGAGUUCCUCCGGGAGCUGAACCUCAUCGCAUCCGACCCCGACAGCGAACACAUGUACCUCAUCGACGACUUUGACACGCUGCCAGCUCUGCUGCAGAAGCUGGUGAACCAGUUCUGCGAGGACGAGAACGGCGCGCUGGUCCUCAACCGCGUCAACGGCUACCUCAACGGCUUCAACGGCUACACCAACGGCCACCGCAACAACGGUUACAACAACGGCCACCGCAACAACGGUCACCACAGCAACAACAACAACGGAAACCACAACGUCAUCCCGGACGCCAACGUCUACCUGACCAACACAAACACGCACCGGCAGACGCUGAACGGCAGACACCCCCUGACACCGACCGGCACGCAGACUGAUUCUCACACUAGAACGCACACCGGAACCCAUGCUGGUGGUACAUACACGGAUUCUCAUACUAGAACAACACACACCGGUGGCACACACACUGGUACCCAUACCGGCACGCACACCGAUUCUAGAACACACACCGGGUCUGGGACGCAUAGUAGUGGCAGCACACACACAGGGACACACUCUGGCUGGGAUGACACACACACUGUCGUCGCGACCGGAGGAGGAACUACAGAGCAUGGUUCAUCAGGGGGCACGCAUACACACAACCGGACCCAUGGCUAUGACAGAACCACCGUAAACAGAACCGCCUCCACUGUCUAUGUGCCUGCACCUCAAGCACCAUUCCCUGAGGAGGUGGUUCCUCUGGACCCGCGCUGCGGGCUGCUGCUGGACCCGGGCUCCUGCCGCGAGUACAUCAUCCGCUGGUACUACGACGGCAAGGCCAACGCCUGCGCCCAGUUCUGGUACGGGGGCUGCGAGGGGAACCGCAACCGCUUCGACACCGAGGAGGAGUGCAAGAAGACCUGCGUGGCACUCAGAGCAGGUGGCUAGUGCUGAACAUCCACAACAUUGGAGCGUCACAUGCGGAGAUGGAAUCCACAGCGCCAGAAAGCUGCAUUUCUACCAUUAUAUCGCUAGACCAUUUACACACACCAGACAAAGAUAACACAAUAUAAGAUGUACUGUACAUUAGUACAUGUGUAUUACAUUAGGUGCCCCUGUUGUAAGUUUGUCGUUACCAGAAUGACAAUGACCAAGUAGUGUCAUAGUAGUGGUGGUAAAGAAGUUAAGGGUUUUUUUUUCAGCGAAUAUACAAUACAAUACCAUACAAUUGGCAGAACGAUGUGCAUUAUGAGUCAAAUUCAAAUGACAACUGUCCUUGGCCAAUGACAUUGAUUCUGAUAAGAUCAGAGCAGAUGUCAUCAUCUUUUACGUACGUACCACUGUGACACAGUUUGACAGCAACAAAGAUGAUUUCCCCAAUAUCACCAAUUACCCAUGAAUACUCAUUCUAAUUCAGAAUCAGCUCGCCAUGUAAAUGGUUGGAAGUGAUAUGCGGCACGGACUCAGGCUCCAUGGAGAUGGAUUUCUCGGCAUCUCUGCACAUCCUGCUACUAUACCUCACCAUAGCUCUGCUCAUACUAGGAGCUAUAGCCACAAAAACUGUCCAGUUUCAGUAAUCCAGUCCAGGUAUUACCUUAGGUGCCUUGUGUAAAUACUAUAUACACUAAGUCAGUCCUGACACUUUUUUAUAUCUUAAAUGUAUUUUGUGUUAUUGUUUUGUUUUUAUACUAUUUCUCAUCUCACUCGGGUUAUAAUGUAGAGGGAUCCAGUGAUUCCAUG